Cephus cinctus (wheat stem sawfly) is the source of this 966-nucleotide messenger RNA. RefSeq names its product UPF0565 protein C2orf69 homolog. Bases 32 to 943 code for a protein of 303 amino acids. The transcript has 4 exons. Gene Ontology annotation, cellular component: mitochondrion. Lineage: Eukaryota; Metazoa; Arthropoda; Insecta; Hymenoptera; Cephidae. The record is from RefSeq and is a predicted model, not a curated record.
UUGUAUGUACAGCUAUUGAUAAGUUAUUGAUAUGGAAUCCAAAAUUUUUUAUUUAAAUAAAAUUCCUGGAUUUGCUGGACGAUGCAAUGAUAUUUUGUACUCAUCUCCAUUGAGAGUAACAGCGGUGCAUCGUCUUAUUGUAUUUUUUGGCGGGGAUGUACAAGAUUUGAAAUCAUGUAUGGAGAAACAUAAUGACAGUAAACGAUAUCUCAUGUGGAGUUUGGAAAAUACAUUAUCUAUUUUAUCUAAACGGUUUCCUCAAAGUCAUAUAAUGAUUGUUCGACCAUCAAGGAUGGAGAUUAAGAGUUACGCAGUAUUCAGUUGCUAUGACAACUUUGUACCAGGAGAUGAAUAUGGGGUGCCAUCGUUUAAACCAAAUAACAAUGCGUUGCUGCAUUUAAGUAAACUGCUUCGCUCUGUUUUGACUCAAGUUUCUCAGCAGGAUAUACUUGGAGUAAACUUAACGUUAAUGGCAUUCAGUAAAGGAUGUGUUGUAUUAAAUCAAUUUCUGCAUGAAUUUCAUCAUAUACAAAAUCAAGAAAACUUGGAUGAAAAUUUAAAGGAUCUAACAAAACGCAUUAAAGAUAUUUGGUGGUUGGAUGGUGGUCAUGCAGGUACCAAAGACACAUGGAUAAAUGACAAAAGAAUUUUAGAAUCUUUUGCCAAAUUAGGUACGUUAGUAUUGGAUAUGAGCUGUGGGAACGUUAAACAUUGGAUACUUAAAAACUUUUAUGUUGUAGGAAUUAAAGUUUAUGUAUACGUGACACCAUAUCAAGUUAAUGACAAGCGUCGUCCCUGGAUUAAAAAUCAGGAAAACUUAUUUUGUAAAACUUUACAAGAAUUACAUGUACCUGUUCAACGCACUUUACAUUUUAAAGAGGAGAAGCCUAGUCUUACGACUCACUUUAAUGUGCUUACUGUAAUUAAGGAUAUUUCUACGUAAUAAACAACAUACUUAAUUAGAUA